Messenger RNA from Debaryomyces fabryi, 1077 nucleotides. RefSeq names its product bifunctional choline kinase/ethanolamine kinase. Gene Ontology annotation, biological process: phosphatidylcholine biosynthetic process; phosphatidylethanolamine biosynthetic process. Lineage: Eukaryota; Fungi; Ascomycota; Pichiomycetes; Serinales; Debaryomycetaceae. Gene Ontology annotation, cellular component: cytoplasm. The record is from RefSeq and is a predicted model, not a curated record. Gene Ontology annotation, molecular function: choline kinase activity; ethanolamine kinase activity. Bases 1 to 1077 code for a protein of 358 amino acids. The transcript has a single exon.
AUGUUGGGUAGAAGAAUGAAAGAUUUACAUUAUAAAGUCGAGUUAAGCCAUGAAGAUGUUAAUGGAUUACCUAUGUGCUGGAAGUUGAUCUAUAAGUGGAUCCAAAUUUUUGAAGAUACAGUCUUACCAAGUUAUGAAGCUAGUGGGAUAAAAGAAGAAGAUAUUUUCUUGAUGAAGUUUGAUAAAUUUAAAGAUUUGAUAAAAAAGUAUGAGAAAUGGUUACUUGAUCAUUAUGAUACUGAAUUACUAGCUUCUAAUUAUAAAUUUUGUCAUAAUGAUACCCAAUAUGGUAAUCUCUUGUUGCAUGAAUCGUUCGAUGUGAAUGAUAUUAUUAUAUCACACCCUCCAUCAUCAGCUAAUUUACUUAGUGAUGAAAAGUCUCUGGUCAUCAAGUCAACUAGUAACAAGAAGGACCACAGUUUAGCAGUUAUUGAUUUUGAGUAUUCAGGUCCUAAUUUUGUAGCAUUUGAUUUAGCAAAUCAUUUCUCUGAAUGGAUGGCUGAUUAUCACGACCCCGAAUUAUCCUAUUACAUUCACGAAGAUAAGUACCCUAGCAGAUUAGAACAAUUGAAUUUGAUUAAGUCUUAUAUUGAAUAUGACUUCCAGUAUCCUUCAUCGAACCUCAAACACACAUUUGACAAGGAUAUUACCCAAGUCAAUGCUGCUGAUUUAAUUCAAUUUGAGAUAAAGAAAUUAUAUAAUGAGUGUAUUCUUUGGAGACCUGCUGUCCAAAUUUACUGGUGUCUUUGGGGUUUAAUCCAAAAUGGUCCAGUUAGGCCAACCCUUGCUAACCCACAUCACAGUUCUUCUGAAAAAGUGAUCGAUAGUACGUACAGUAUUACUGUUGGUGUCGAUAAAUUAAGAUUAGAAGAAAAUGCAGUUAGAGAUGAAGGGGACGAAGACGAAAUUACUUCAUCCGAUGAUGACUUCGACUAUUUGAAGUACUCUCAACAGAAAUCUGGUCUUACGAUUGGUGAUCUUUUGCAAUUUGAUCUUGUAACCAAGAAUGAUAUCCCUAAAGGACAUAUUAAAGACAUAAAGUAUUUAAAAUGUGAUUUUUUCGAUCUUAAUUCAUAA